AUGGUCAGGGGAAGCGGGAAGAUGGAGGACCAGUCGUCUUUCAGCCUCAGCCUUUGUGGCUUUCUCCUUGUCAGCUUGCUUUUAAAAGAAGCUGAAUCUUGCCGCCGGGGCUGGUUGGUCUACCAAGGAUUUUGCUAUGGAUUCUUCAAGGACAGGAAGACCUGGGCAGAAGCAGAGGUUGACUGUCACAGCAUGGGUGCCCAUCUCGCCUCCAUCCACAGUACAGCAGAGUCUAGCAAGGUGGCCGAAUAUGUGUCAGCCUACAGCCGUGGCAAUAAGAAUGUGUGGAUUGGCAUGCAUAUUGAUUCCGGUAGCAAACAAUGGACGUGGGUGGAUCAUACCAAGAUAAAGUUUGUAGCCUGGAAAGUUGGAGAACCCAAUAAUUUUAAUCUUUUUGGUGCUGAGGAAUGUGUCCAGCUGAAUUUCUGCGCUGGAAUGAUGCACGAUGUUCUACAACACGGCCUUAUCUUUGCAAGCACAUUAACAUCCCUCCAUGCCUGA
Sceloporus undulatus (fence lizard) is the source of this 501-nucleotide messenger RNA. RefSeq names its product C-type lectin lectoxin-Thr1-like. Lineage: Eukaryota; Metazoa; Chordata; Lepidosauria; Squamata; Phrynosomatidae. The record is from RefSeq and is a predicted model, not a curated record. Gene Ontology annotation, molecular function: signaling receptor activity. The transcript is spliced from 6 exons. The coding region runs from base 1 to 501 and encodes 166 amino acids.